This is a messenger RNA of Cadophora gregata, 864 nucleotides long. It is a transcript of the gene GRX4, whose product is annotated as monothiol glutaredoxin grx4. NCBI's taxonomy places the organism in Eukaryota, Fungi, Ascomycota, Leotiomycetes, Helotiales, Ploettnerulaceae. The transcript has 3 exons. The coding region runs from base 1 to 864 and encodes 287 amino acids. The record is from RefSeq and is a predicted model, not a curated record. Gene Ontology annotation, molecular function: 2 iron, 2 sulfur cluster binding.
AUGUCAACCCUCUUAGAGCUGAAGACGGAGGAGGAGUGGAACCAACAUGCGGCUUCUGUCCCAUCAUCCACUCUUCAGGUCAUCUAUUUCAAAGCCGAAUGGGCUGCACCAUGCAAGCAAAUGACAACAGUACUUCAAACCCUUGCCUAUUCCUACCCUAUUACUGAGCCUCUAUCUACAUCAUGGGUUGCCUUGGAUGCGGAGGAUGUCCCCGAUGUCAGCGAUUCCUUCGACGUUACCGCCGUACCAUUCCUUGUCCUACAACGAAAUGGCCAGGUUCUGGAGACUGUUAGUGGAAGUGAUGCCAUGAAAGUUCGUGCUGCUAUUGAGAAGCAUGCAAACUCUCCAACCACCGGUACUGCCGUCAAUGGCACAACAGUCAGCCCAGCAAAUAGUGGAGCCGCAGCAAAGAACCUCAGCAAUUAUGCGCCAACCCCACAAGAUCCUGCCACCGCCCCGGAACUAUCGACUGCUGGGGUCAAGGAGGACAAGGAAUCACUGCAUAAAAGACUUUCUUCACUCGUCAAGGCUGCUCCAGUAAUGCUGUUUAUGAAGGGCACACCAAGUGCUCCUCAGUGUGGCUUCUCGAGACAAUUGGUUGCUCUUCUGCGAGAGAACUCGGUCAAGUACGGAUUCUUCAACAUUCUGGCAGAUGAUGAGGUUCGGCAAGGAUUAAAGGAAUUUGCGGACUGGCCGACAUUUCCUCAAUUAUGGGUUGAUGGUGAUUUGGUUGGCGGCUUGGAUAUUGUCAAGGAAGAAAUGGGCAACGAUCCUGAAUUCCUCAAGGCAUACAGUGUGUCAAAGGCUGCUCCCGCAGCUUCCCCCCAACAAACAGCUACCGCAACUGCCGAGAGCACCACAUAA